This is a messenger RNA of Pelodiscus sinensis (Chinese soft-shelled turtle), 486 nucleotides long. Lineage: Eukaryota; Metazoa; Chordata; Testudines; Trionychidae. The record is from RefSeq and is a predicted model, not a curated record.
GACCGGGACUCCGGGGACAACGGCAGAGCAGCCUGCUCCAUUCCGGGCAAUGUCCCUUUCGCUUUGAAAUCGACUGUGCAGAACUAUUACGAGCUUGUCACACGGGGGCCCCUGGACCGCGAGGCGGUGGCCGAGUAUAACAUCAGCAUCACAGCCACGGACCGGGGCGCUCCCCGGCUCGCCUCGGAGAGGGUGAUCCGCGUGCAGCUGUCGGAUGUCAAUGACAACCCGCCGGUGUUUACCGAGCCGUCCUACGUCAUGUACCUGAAGGAGAACAACCUCCCGGGGCUCUUGAUCGGCUCUGUCCACGCUGCGGACCUGGACACCGAGCAGAAUGCCAAAGUGACGUACUCGGCGUUGCCUGGCGACGUGGGCGACCUCCCCUUCUCCUCCUACGUCUCCAUAAACUCCGACAGCGGCCACGUGUACGCGCUGCGAUCCAUGGAUUAUGAGCGAACGAGGGAUUUCGAGGUGCGGGUGCGCGCU